AUGCACCAAAUCGGAGAAGACAUUAAAGAUAUCAAGUCUCGAAUGUCCGUCCUCACCAAACAGUCGGAGUCUAUGAGUGUAGGAGACAACUCAUCAAGAUUGGUAGAUGAUACCGAUAGGUUAAGAAGAACGUAUGGGCAUGAGGUUGAAAAAUAUUUUGUAGGAAUGAAGGAGGAUAUUAAACAGUUGGAAUCAGUUCUGACAACUGAUGACAAAUCAAAUGGAGUGAUUUCCAGAUGUGGCAUGGGAGGAUUGGGAAACACUCUUGCUACUAAAAUUUACAAUGGGGAGGCCGUGGAGCGGUGCUUCAAAUAUCGUGCUUGGGUUUGUCUAAGUCAGCAAUUUCAACCUAAAACUACUUUCCAACGACUAUUAAAGCAACUUCUUCCGAAUGAAAGUGAAGAGCAAGACGAAGAUACAUUGGUCAGAAAGUUGUACCAAAAUUGCUCAAGGCGUGCCUUUCCCAUUGCAGAGGCAGAUAGCAAAGUUUUGCUCACAACUAGAAAUCAAAACAUUGCUUCCAGAGGAUACGUCCACAAUCUCAAGUGUUUGGAUGAAGAUGAAGGAUGGGAGCUCCUUCAAAAGAUAGCAUUCCCGAACAACUAUUCACAAGAGAUACCUACAACUGAAAUAAAGUUGUUGAAAGAAUAUGGAAGGGAAAUAGUAGAAAAAUGUGGUUAUUUACCAUUACCCAUUUCAGUUAUUGGAGGAACUCUUCAUUAUGAAAAGGCAUCAAUAGAAUGGAAAAAUGUGUGUAGAAAUCUUGAUUCGUACCUUCUACAUGGGAGAGGUUUGGAGAAUGACAGAGGAGUAAGUCAAAUACUAGAUUUGAGUUACAAUGUGCUCCCUUACAAUCUGAAAUCAUGUUUCUUGUAUUUGGCUUGUUUUAAAGAAGAUGAAGAAAUAGAUAUAGAAAAACUAUAUUUACUAUGGAUGGCUGAAGGUAUGAUUUGUUCCGAAGAUAAGGGAAGAGGAGAAAGUUUGAGAGAUGUGGCAGAACGGUAUUUAUUCGAGCUAGCAAAUACGUGUAUGGUUGAAGUGGAAACAGACAAGUUGCCGCUAUAUAAUAGAUUUAAGUCAUGCCGGCUUCAUGAUAUGAUACGAGAUUUGUGUUUGUCAAAAGGAAAAAAAGAAGGAUUUCUGGAGGUUAUAGAUAAAAAGAUGGGAGGAGAAGAGUCUUCAAUUUGUAAAACAAAUAGAUUGGCUAUCCAUAUGGAGGGAGUGGAUAACGAUGUUAGUUACAGGAUUGGGGAAAAUAAGAACAUAAGAUCUUUUCUAUUCCUCAAAACGGACUGGCGAGAUACAUUUUUGUAUAAUUACAUUACGUUUGGGAUUUUCAAAUCUCUCAAAGUCUUAGUAUUGGAAGGUUAUACAUUUGAGAAUCUGAAAUUGCCCAAAGGAAUCGAAAAAUUGAAGCUGUUGAAGCUAUUGAGUCUCGAAAAUAGUGGUGUGGAAGAAUUGCCACCAUCUAUAUGCAAGCUACCUUGUUUGCAGACAUUGAAUGUGAAAAAUACAAUUAGAUUACCUAAUUACAUAUACAAAAUGAGGCACUUGAGGCAUCUAUUUCUGGGAUUUCUUCAUGAGAGCGUUGGAGGUGAAAAAUUGAAAUUAGAAGGGUUGAAUGAGUUGGAGAUGAUAACUGGGUUCAACAGUUUGGUUGAUGACAUCACUCAUCUUCUUAAAUUGCCGAAGCUCCGAGUAUUGGGAGGAAGAAUUUUUUAUGAAGAAAGUUUGUCAAUGAUUGUUGAUCACAUCUUAAAUUAUCAAGAACAAUUUCGCGACGUACAACUUAAUAUUGACAUCGGUGUUAAUAUGGAUUCGGAAGAUGGCUCAACUCUUUUCAAAAGUUUGGUGAUGUGUCACUCACUAUAUUACUUGAGUAUUGCAUAUUGUCGAGUGAGCAAAUUACCAACUUAUGAAGUUCAACUAUAUCAAAAUGUGAUAGAAUUGCAGCUUGUGGAUACAAGGAUUGAGGAAGAUCAAAUGAAAAUACUAGAGAAGCUUCCCAUGUUAAGAGUUCUUGGCUUAAGGCACAAUCCAUAUGUGGGCAGCGAGAUGGUUUGUGAGGCAACUGGAUUUCCUCAACUCAGAGAGCUUUCCUUGAAUGAUUUGAGGAAUUUAGUAGAGUGGAGAGUGGAGAGUGGAGAAAGGAGCAAUGCCCAAUCUCUCUCAUCUAGUUAUUGCAAAAUGCAGUAA
Sesamum indicum (sesame) is the source of this 2196-nucleotide messenger RNA. The record is from RefSeq and is a predicted model, not a curated record. NCBI's taxonomy places the organism in Eukaryota, Viridiplantae, Streptophyta, Magnoliopsida, Lamiales, Pedaliaceae.